UGGCAGUUGGAGCGUGUUCGUGCCUGAUAACACCCCACUCUGCCGUGGACAUCGAGGGCUAGGACAGGACCUUUGAGUCAGCAGGACAGAGGACCCCACAGUGGUCACAGACACCAUGAUCAACCAGCCCCAGAGGCUGCGGCGCAGGCAUGAGAGCUACGAUGAGAAGUGCGAGCGGUGGCACAGGAUGCGGGAGAGCCUGCGGCAGCAGCACAACAUGACAGUGUGCCGGUUCAUGGGGAUGCGGGCACCGGACCCACUGCAGAGCCCCCGGCAAAGGGAGUUCCUCAGGAGGAGGAACCUGGGGGGUGAUGCUGGAAGGGCACCACCGGGACAGCGCAUCCACCGGGAUCCCACUGAGGGGUCCAUCCUGCUCCAGCACCCAUGGAGCUGCCCCACAUUCCCCCCUGCACUCUCCCGGCUCGGCCUCAGCAUCCCCAGGCGAGGUGUGAACACCCAAGGAACACAGACCCUCACAAACCCAAGGGCACGAGCAAAAGACUCAAGCCAACAGACAGAUUGUGGAAUAGCAGUUUUAAAUAAGGAAAUAGUGCAGUUAUCCAACUACCUCAAGGAGGCCCUGCACCGUGAGCUGCUGCUCAAGCAGAAGAUGGUGAUUUUGCAGGAGCUUUUCUCCACGUUGCUGCAAGCAUCAGAGAAGUCCUGGCAGGGUCAGCUGAACGAAGAUAAACUGAAGUGCAAACUAAGGGCGCUUGAAAAUCAGCUGCAGGCUUGCACCCAGAGUUACUCAAAGGAGUGUGUGAAGAAGAUCCUGAUAGACAUGGAGGACCAGAAGCAAACCUAUGAGGAGAAGGCAAAAGAGGCUCUUCAGAAGAUGCUGGAGGACAAACUCCAGACUGAACAGCAGCUGCAAAACUCCGAGAGAAGCCUGGCAGCAACGAGAGAGGACCUUGCCUUCUGGAAGGAGCACUACACCAGCCUCAAAGCUGAACUGACGCAGGUGACCACGGCACACACUGAGCUGGAAAACAGCUUCCACAUCCUGCAGAGCAAACUUCAGCAAGCGGAUGCACAGAACCAGCAGCUCCACCAGACCCUGGGCAGGCUGCAGAGCGAGCACUCUGCUCUCCACCAGCGAGCCAGUGCCCUGCGGAAGGACAACGACCUGAAGGCUGAGCACAUCAGUGCCAUCAGAGAUAAGCUUCAACAAGAACAAAACCAGAGGGUAAAGCUGGAAGCAACAGUCAGCUAUUUGCACAACUUAAUAGAGAACCAGACCAACAAACAGAAGACCCAGGAGGCGAUGGCACAAAGGAAAGGCCAGGUUUUCACCACGCAGAGCCCACCUCUCACUCCUGCCAAGGAGAAACAAAACGCUCUGUUAGAGCACCCGGAGGAGGGGGGAGAAGAAAGCCUGAGGGAUGAGAUGCAGAAAAGGACAUUCCAGCUUACAGCAAAGGAGAAUGAGGUACAUAUGGACACACAGGUAGCAGGAGUCAAAGUUCCCCAUCACCACAGUGCCCAUGCAGGGGCAAAGCACUGCAGCCUCUGCGGGAGCCCUGCUGCUGUCGGUGGGUACGGAAGAGAGGGGAUCCCUCCUAACGGCCCCUUGCUGUGCUUGCAGUGCAUGGAGCUGCGCUCGGAGCUGGAGGCCCUGAGCCAGGAAUACCGCUCCUGCCUGACCAGGCUGCGCCAGUGCCGGGAUGAGCUCAACCACUUCCAGAGCAAGCAGGCGAAGCGACGGCGCGGUCACUGGGUCCCUCUCCUGGUGGCAGUGCUAACAAUGGCCAUAGCCUCCUUCCUUGCAAGUUACAGACCAUGAGGGACCUUCUCCAUGAGGGACUUCACGGCAGGAACUGACUUCACCAGCAGCGACAUUCCCUCGCCACAGUGCACCCUGUGCUGUGUCACACUUGUGUGUUUAGUG
Molecule: messenger RNA, 1888 nt
Organism: Melopsittacus undulatus (budgerigar)
Lineage: Eukaryota; Metazoa; Chordata; Aves; Psittaciformes; Psittaculidae
Gene: TRAF3IP3
Product: TRAF3 interacting protein 3
Exons: 16
Coding region: 116-1783 (555 amino acids)
Source: RefSeq, a predicted model, not a curated record